Messenger RNA from Truncatella angustata, 1683 nucleotides. RefSeq names its product cytochrome P450. Bases 1 to 1683 code for a protein of 560 amino acids. Gene Ontology annotation, molecular function: iron ion binding; heme binding; oxidoreductase activity, acting on paired donors, with incorporation or reduction of molecular oxygen. The transcript is spliced from 7 exons. Lineage: Eukaryota; Fungi; Ascomycota; Sordariomycetes; Amphisphaeriales; Sporocadaceae. The record is from RefSeq and is a predicted model, not a curated record.
AUGCCAGGCAUUACUGCAACCAUCCAGUCUGCGUCCGUCGACACACUCCUGCAGGACUUUAAGCAGCAUGCUGAUUGGCAAUCCGGAGUGGCUGUCGUGGUCAUCCUGGGCCUCUUCACGUAUUUGAGUGUAUCCCUUUUGACUGAGGCCUUGUCACCACUGCGACGAUACCCAGGCCCCUUCCUUGCCAAAUGGACCAACAUCUGGCGACUUCUUCAGGUAAGGACAGGCCAUUAUCACCUUGAGGUCAAGAGGCUUCAUGAUCAGUAUGGCCCAAUAAUCCGGAUUGGGCCCAACAUACUUGAUCUCGAUAUUCCAGGGCUGAUCAAGACCAUUUACGGCAUCGAUGGUCGAUGGUGCAAGACAGAGUUCUACCAUAACAAUAGCACUUUCAUCAAUGGCAAGAUCACCUACCACCUGUUCAGCGAAACGGACCAGGUCGAGCAUGCCCGUAUGAAGCGGCCGAUUGCCAAGUGCUAUUCACAGAGCAGUCUGCUUUCUUUUGAGCCACUCAUGGACAGAGUGAUCACGGACUUCUGUACUCACCUCAAUUGUCGCUUCGCAAAGAGGUCUAAUGCUGCUACGUGCGAUCUGGGGGAAUGGAUCGCCUUCUAUUCAUGGGACAUGAACGGUGCCGCGUCUUUCAGCAAGCGGUUCGGGUACAUGGACAAGGGGCACGACUUCGACGACACCGUCGCAAUAGCAGACAAAGCACUAGAUUAUUUCGCCACUGUUGGGCAGAUGCCCUUCCUAGACUUCCUCUUGGACAAGAACCCAGUAAUACGAAUCGGCCCGCCUAAUCUAGGCAAUGUGACACGCAUUGCUCUUGAGCACCUUAUUUCACGCCUUCAAGGUAAGGAUGAGCACUUUGAUCCUCAAGUACCGGAUUUCCUCCAUUACUUCAUCGAUGCCAAAAAGUUGUACCCAGAUACUGUUGACGAUAGCACCAUCCUAGGCUACCUGCUCGUCAACCUUCUCGCCGGAGCGGACACCACGGCAAUUACUAUCCGUGCUAUCUUCUACUUUACACUGAAGAACGCAGCAGUCUACAGCAAGUUGGAGAAAGAGGUUCUUGCCGCUGAGUUCGGAGAAGUAGCACCGUUCAGUGCUGCCAGGGCACUGCCAUACUUAGAAGCAGUCGUCCGAGAAGCAAUGCGCUUGCAUCCAGGUGUAUGCAUGCUUCUGGAGCGGUACGUUCCGGGGGGCGGCUUGACCCUGCCGGACGGCAGCUUCGUUCCAGCCGGCACCGCUGUUGGCAUCAACCCGUACGUCGUGCAUCGCAACAGACGCGUUUGGGGUGACGAUGCUGACGCAUACCGGCCGGAGCGGUGGUUGCGCGGCGAGCCCCCGGGUCCCGUGGACGAGACUGAGGGAGCAUUCCGUGAGCGGUUGAGGUUGUUUAAUGCAAGUGAUCUGACGUUUGGUGGUGGGUCGCGUAUCUGCAUUGGACGCUCGCUAGCGCAAAUGGAAGUCUACAAGAUCGUCGCGACAUUGGUCAAUAGGUACGAGAUUGAGAUGGUAGAUCCGGGAAAGGAGUGGGAAGUCACUGGCAGUUGGUUCUGUCGGCAGAAGGGCCUGGAGUGUCACCUGAGAGCUCGCUUGGCACAUGAUGGAGCCAACCGAGGGCUCAUCGGUAAGACUAUAUCAUCGGCCGUGAUUAUGUUAUUUGAAAGCCACAGGUGA